CUCUAUAACACUGAGGAUAAGGUUGCUUAUACUCUAUCUAUGUGGAUUAUGAGUCGACUCCAAAAAGAUCCAGAGCAGAGAGUCGACUCGUGGGCGAUCGGCACAUGAAGACAACAUGGCGGACAGGCUGACGCAGCUGCAGGACGCGGUGAACUCCUUGGCUGAUCAGUUCUGUAAUGCCAUCGGAGUGCUGCAGCAGUGCGCCCCGCCCGCCUCCUUCAGCAACAUCCAGACUGUCAUCAACAAGGACCAACCGUCAAACCCCACAGAAGAGUACGCUCAGCUUUUCGCCGCACUGAUCGCAAGAACGGCGAAAGAUGUCGACGUCUUGAUCGACUCUUUGCCCAGUGAGGAAUCCACAGCCGCCCUGCAGGCCGCUAGUCUGAGGCAGCUGGAGGAGGAGAACCAUGAAGCCGCAUCUCGUCUGGAGGAGGUGGUGUACAGAGGAGAUUUACUGCUGGAGAAGAUACAGAGCGCUCUGGCCGACAUCGCGCAAUCGCAACUACGCACACGCAGCGGGACGUCCAGCCAACCGGCUGCCCCUGAACCCUGAAUUGCAGCACUUAAAUGGAUACAGACAAAAUGAAGUUCACAACAGGGACGUUCCUGCUCCAUGUGUGAGAUCGCAGUAUGGAAACCACCACAUGGAUUAAUCUGAAUCUGAACUUUGAGGUGUUAAUGUCUUCUGGACGUUUUUUUUCCCAAGUUAAGUUGCAAGUGUUUUUUUUUUUUAAUAAUGUAUAUUCAGAAAUGUAAAAAAAGGUCACAAAUGGUGCAUUUUUGUUUUCAUAAAAUAAAAAAAAAUCGUUUGCAGAAUCGUUGUCCAAGCUUCGGAGUCUUAAAUACGAUGGAUAAGUGCUUGGAUUUCCUCCAAAAAUGGAUUUUAUUUUUCAGCUGUGUGGAAGUGCAGGUUUACCGCUACUUGGUUUGAAAAAGCGAAUUUAGCACUUGGUUUAGGAAAUUGCUAACAAGGUAUUUGUGUGUUUUUGAUGUCGUGAUGUAAACAAUACAUUUCAUACUUAAUGGUUUUAAAA
Silurus meridionalis is the source of this 1034-nucleotide messenger RNA. RefSeq names its product mediator complex subunit 21 (gene med21). The record is from RefSeq and is a predicted model, not a curated record. Gene Ontology annotation, biological process: regulation of transcription by RNA polymerase II. The transcript is spliced from 4 exons. The coding region runs from base 116 to 553 and encodes 145 amino acids. Lineage: Eukaryota; Metazoa; Chordata; Actinopteri; Siluriformes; Siluridae. Gene Ontology annotation, cellular component: mediator complex. Gene Ontology annotation, molecular function: transcription coregulator activity.